GCGGGACUGCCCCCGGGCCAUGGCGUUCCUGGCCGGGCCGCGCCUGCUGGACUGGGCCAGCUCACCGCCGCACCUGCAGUUCAACAAGUUCGUGCUGACCGGCUACCGGCCGGCCAGCAGCGGCUCGGGCUGCCUGCGCAGCCUCUUCUAUCUGCACAACGAGCUGGGCAACAUCUACACGCACGGGCUGGCCUUGUUAGGCUUCCUGGUGCUGCUGCCCAUGACUGUGCCCUGGGGCCAGCUGGGUAAGGACGGCUGGCUUGGGGGCACACACUGUGUGGCCUGCCUGGCACCCCCUGCUGGCUCUGUGCUCUACCACCUCUUCAUGUGCCACCAAGGGGGCAGCCCUGUGUACGCCCGGCUCCUGGCCCUGGACAUGUGUGGCGUCUGCUUGGUCAACACACUCGGAGCCCUGCCCAUUAUCCAUUGUACACUGGCCUGCAGGCCCUGGCUGCGCCCAGCCGCUCUGCUGGGCUACACGGUGCUCUCGGGGGUGGCUGGCUGGAGGGCCCUCACUGCCCCGUCGACCAGCGCCCGUCUCCGCGCCUUUGGCUGGCAGGCUGGAGCUCGUCUCCUGGUGUUUGGGGCCCGGGGGGUGGGACUGGGCUCUGGGGCCCCAGGCUCCCUGCCCUGUUACCUGCGCAUGGACGCGCUGGCGCUGCUCGGGGGGCUGGUGAACGUGGCCCGCCUGCCCGAGCGCUGGGGACCUGGCCGCUUUGACUACUGGGGCAACUCCCACCAGAUCAUGCACCUGCUCAGCGUGGGCUCCAUCUUGCAGUUGCACGCCGGUGUCGUGCCCGACCUGCUCUGGGCUGCCCGCCAUGCCUGCCCACCAGACUGAGCUGUGGUCCCUGGGGCCAGCACCACACACUAACCCUGUGCUGGUCUGCAAGGGGCCGGCUCCCCAAUGCUUCCAGCAAAUGUGGGACUUCACACCAGAGCCUUCGUCCACUCGUUCUUCCUGUGGUCAAGCUGCCUCUACGCUACUCCUCCCAGAGCACUGACUGAACUGGGCUGGUUGGAAAGGAACUCGGGCCUCAGUUUACCCCCUGGGAUCCGGGAAGGACUGAGAGACAUGGCUUGCUGUGACCAUUGGAGUUCUACCAGCUUGCUGCCCCCCUCACCAGCAACCCUCUUGGACCUCUUGCGGGCCCCCUGGCCCAGCCUUGGCGCCUACUUCCUGACCACAGCCUGUUUCCUGCAUGCCAGC
Echinops telfairi (small Madagascar hedgehog) is the source of this 1210-nucleotide messenger RNA. RefSeq names its product progestin and adipoQ receptor family member 4 (gene PAQR4). Bases 20 to 841 code for a protein of 273 amino acids. The record is from RefSeq and is a predicted model, not a curated record. Gene Ontology annotation, molecular function: signaling receptor activity. Gene Ontology annotation, cellular component: membrane. NCBI's taxonomy places the organism in Eukaryota, Metazoa, Chordata, Mammalia, Afrosoricida, Tenrecidae. The transcript has 3 exons.